AUGGCUGGUGCGCGGAUUUUGGCUUCGAGCGCUCUGCUUCUUCUCUUCAUGCUAACUGGAAGUUCUUUUGCAGAACAGGAAAACCAGAGCCGGUCGGAAGUGGUUUCCAAGCAGCGCUGCGUGGAAGCGAUGGGCGUUUGCAGCAGAGGGGAGGAGAACAAUUGUGUGAAGGAGUUUGGAAACGGCUGGAAACCAGACCCAGAACUAAAAUGCUCGGAAGGACAUUGCUGCGUCCCUGUCAAAGGAAUUCGCCGAAACAUAGAAGGGAAUCCGUCCAACAAGAGAGGGCCGAAAAAUGGUGAAGAAAUCUUAGAAAAUGGAAAAACUGAGUCAAAUACAGCUAAUGGAAAGAAUGAAAGGAAUGUAGGGGAAGGAAAGCCAAAGAAAGCUGAUAUAAACAAUGAAAAGAAGGUAGGACAAAUAAAACAUGCGUCAAAUAAAGCUAAUGGAAAGAAUGACAAGAAUGUAGGGCACAAAACAAAUGGGUCAAAUAAAGCUAAUGGAAAGAAGGACAAGAAGGUAGUGCACAAAACAAAUGGGUCAAAUAAAGCUAAUGGAAAGAAGGACAAGAAGGUAGUGCACAAAACAAAUGGGUCAAAUAAAGCUAAUGGAAAGAAUGACAAGAAUGUAGGGCACAAAACAAAUGGGUCAAAUAAAGCUAAUGGAAAGAAUGACAAGAAGGUAGGGCACAAAACAAAUGGGUCAAAUAAAGCUAAUGGAAAGAAUAACAAGAAUGUAGAGCACAAAACAAAUGGGUCAAAUAAAGCUAAUGGAAAAAAUAACAAGAAUGUAGGGCACAAAACAAAUGGGUCAAAUAAAGCUAAUGGAAAGAAUAACAAGAAUGUAGGGCACAAAACAAAUGGGUCAAAUAAAGCUAAAGGAAAGAAUGACAAGAAGUUGGGGCACAAAACAAAUGGGUCAAAUAAAGCUAAUGGAAAGAAUGACAAGAAUGUAGGGCAAAGGAAACAUGGGUCAAAGAAAGCUAAGGGAAAGAAUGGCAAAAGUGGAGGGCAAAGGAACAACAUAAAGGGUCAAGAAAGCUACAAGAAAGAAUGGCAAAAUGGAGGGCAAAGGAAAUGGGAAAGGCAAAGGAAAUGGUAG
Molecule: messenger RNA, 1101 nt
Organism: Macrobrachium nipponense
Lineage: Eukaryota; Metazoa; Arthropoda; Malacostraca; Decapoda; Palaemonidae
Product: probable serine/threonine-protein kinase clkA
Exons: 3
Coding region: 1-1101 (366 amino acids)
Source: RefSeq, a predicted model, not a curated record